Messenger RNA from Sclerotinia trifoliorum, 1892 nucleotides. Lineage: Eukaryota; Fungi; Ascomycota; Leotiomycetes; Helotiales; Sclerotiniaceae. The record is from the annotation of a GenBank genome assembly.
CUUCGCAAUGCAAGAAGGUUCCAUUUCCCUAUAUUUCUAGAACUUUUCCUAAUCACUAGGUAUCCACUGGCUAAAAUCUUUUGUGGAGAGUCUUAGGUCAUAUUCCUUAGUUUGAAAAGCUACCUAAUUCACUAUUUAAUCUCGUGUUCCCAUCUCAAAUUGAUACGUUUUAUAAAUCUUGAACAAUGGCGGAUUCUCAGCUCAUCCACUCAAGCGACAACCACGAUAUGGAUAUUGAUAAUCACGAGGACGUCAGCCACUCUAAUAACAUGGACAGCGUGAAUGAUUACUUUGAUGGAUUUGAUGACUUCGAUAAGCAAAUCGACAUUUCCCAUAUAUCGACUCCUUCCUCCUCCGAAGAACACAGUAUGGAAACUUCGAUGUCACUCAGUUAUAUCGAACUUGAGGAGAGAAGUACUCCCCUUACUUUUAAAAAGUUCGGAGAAUUACCCGAGGAACUUCAAAUGAGUAUAUGGAAAUUCACGGCACUGCAUGAUCGACGCACCAUCAUCAUGAAUUUUGAACGGGAUAAAUUCAAGUUUGGCAACUGUCCCCACACACCAGCAUUAAUGCACGCAUGCCAUCAAUCUCGCAAAUACGGCUUGGAAAUCUUAGAACCCGUCGAUGUGUAUGGAAACCCCCGAGAUAUUGGAAUCCCCCCAGGCUAUGAAAAUUACAGCACGUGUGUGGCUCAUUAUUUCUACGUUAAUCCUAUCAGUGAUGAUUUUAUCUUGAAAUUCGGAGACGAGACAUUUUGUCCUCAGCCGGUUUAUUGUCCCAUAGAGUCGAAAAACUUCUCUUAUAAACUUGAAUUGGUGGCUACUGAAGAGGAAUUACAAAAUCGGUAUCGGGAGCGCAGACAUGUAUGUAUUGCCAGGUCUCUGAAUGCAGUCUCGUGGGCUGGCUGAUCAUCAUACAGACACCCAAUGGUCCUCCAAGGCCGGGUGAGCCAGUUUUCCCCACUGCCGACAUCCUUCCCCCAUUCUUCACCAACAUCCGAUCCGUUGGCAUCAAUCUCGAUCUUCCCUUCCCACAGGACUUCAACUUUUCCGACAUGAGUCCCGAAUUUCUCCGAACCUGGGCCCGAAGUGCUAUUAAAACUAAAUUCGACAAUGUAUUCACUGAUAUCCUGAAUCAGUUCCCCAAACUCGAAUACGCGUUUGCGGUUGUGAGGGCACAUGCUCGGAGUAAUCAGGAACUGAACGAGAGGUUGGAGCCUGGGAAGGAGAAUUGGAAGACGGUGGGGAUGGCGAAUGCGGAGGGCGUGAUUAUGGGGAUGGAAGAGUUUAGACAGUUGGAAUUUGAGGGCCGAAGAUGGUUUAUGGAGAGGAUUGAUGGUGGGGGUGAGUUGAAUGUGGUGGAUUUUGAAUUCUAUGUUCAGAGGAAUCUUUAUUGGGAUAUUUAGGAGUGGGGAUGGGAUGGGAUUUGGUGCGAUGUGAUGCGAGGUUUUUGGCUUUAUUGUGGGUUGGGGUUGUUUGUGAUUUGCUUGCUGCUGUCUUCUGUUUGUUUAUUGAUGGAUUCAGAUGAGGAACACUCGAUCGAUAUGGGCCUUCUCUUCCAAUGCUUCUACCUCUCUCAACACUUCAUUUGUUCACGUACGAUCGUCUACGAGCAUCAUCACAGCGUAUAGAAGGAGAUAGGCAGAGAAGGAAAUAAAAACAUCCAUCCCUCCUCUCAACUCGAAAAUAAAGGACUUUGCUUAGUUUACUUGGAUUUUUACCCAAAGUUUUUACUUGGAAAUUUCCGCGCAAGGAAAUAUGGAGGGAAAUACGGCGUUAUAUUUCUACCAAAAGCCAGAAGCAUAUAUGCAUGCAUAGGAGUCAUUUCGUUUGUUUUAUCAAUGUGUUUAUUGGUUACUGGCUGGCAUUUGGUUUGGUUUGGUUUGGUUUGGU